AUGAUUGCCUACGAUCUCACGCUGAGGCAGAAACGACCACGUUCAAUGUUUCUCCACAGAGCUGACUUAAGCCUUCGUCCCCGAGCGAAAUUUCGUGUUUCUGACUAAAAUAAAGUUUGUUUACUUCGUGGGAGAGUUGGAAAAACAUCACAUCCCCGAGCAUGAUCAACACCAUGGAGUGUGCAGUGGAUGCACAAAGUCUAAUUUCGAUAUCUUUACGGAAAAUCCACAACUCCCGCACGCAGAGAGGGGGAAUCAAGCUGCACAAAAACCUGCUGGUCUCAUACGUGCUGAGGAACGCCAGGCAAGUGUACAUGAACGAGAAGUACGCAGAGAUCUACAGGAUGCAACAAUACGAGGAGGUGAUGACCGUCUGCAACGAGAUCCAGGAGCUAAACCCGCUAGAUUUGGUGGAGGACUGCGAGGAGCAGACAGUGGACUGCUGCGGCAGCGCGAGCGAGUCGGCGAGCCUCUGCGGCGCGCUCUUGCCCGUCAGUCACCAAGCGUCUCCGGUGCAGCACAUCCAGCCUACAAGCGCCUGCUCGGUGCCCAUGCCUCUCCAAACCGAAGAGGUCUGCAAAUCUCCGGAUCCUUCAUUCUAUCGCAGCUGUUGUGCGGAAGCCUACCCCGUGUCAAACUGUGACUUUUCGCCAGUAAAUACCAUGCACUGCAACAAAACUACAGUGCUUGAUUUGGACACGCAUGUCGUUACAACAGUAGAGAACGGGUAUUUGCAUCAGGACUGCUGCGCUUCGCUCCAAGAGUGCUGCCAGGGCGCACAGAGCCCGGCCAAAAAACGCAAGCUUGACUUUGGUUACUACGUGUCCGAAAUCGAGGAGGUACCGGAUUUUACGCCGUGUAAAAGAGCGAAAUUCUGCGAGGACUCUAUAUACGCAAACACGGAGCCCUUGGACACAUCGAACAUUUCCAAUCUCAUUUCGAUCUUCGGCUCGGGCUUUACAGGACUGGUGAGCAGACAAGCGGACUUGGAGCAAGCCUUAAACGGACAGUUCUGUAGCAAACAAGCCCUGGCGAGUUUAGGGGCUUGGACGAGAGCUAUUGUAGCCUUUUGACUCUGUGGUAGUUCAUGAGAAUACAGAUACUUUACGAAAUUGUACAAAGUCUAAGACAAAUUGACUUUUAUUUUUGCAACAAAGUUAUUUAAGCGUUUUUUAUUUUGUUUCUUGUUUCGUUUCAUGGGGUGAGGCGAACAGUGGUUGUAACCUGCCACUCGUGAUGAUGUAUCCUUUAAAACAAAUGAUACGAUAUUACAAAGGUUGAAAUAAUCGAACGAAGUUGAAUUUCGUUGCCUUAAUAAACCCAACGCAAACUGCUAGCUAGCUAUGGCCACAAACAAGGAAAGUCGUUGAAUGUUUUGCUCGAGGAUUGUUUCUUUUAUCCUACCCUUUCCAGUUUCUCUCACAGGGAACUUUCACAAAGAUGUAUUGUAAAAUAACAUUACCCGUGUGUAAUGCUGGGAAUAACAGGCAGC
This is a messenger RNA of Misgurnus anguillicaudatus (oriental weatherfish), 1492 nucleotides long. It is a transcript of the gene ier5l, whose product is annotated as immediate early response 5-like. The record is from RefSeq and is a predicted model, not a curated record. NCBI's taxonomy places the organism in Eukaryota, Metazoa, Chordata, Actinopteri, Cypriniformes, Cobitidae.